Messenger RNA from Candida tropicalis MYA-3404, 723 nucleotides. RefSeq lists its product as uncharacterized. The record is from RefSeq and is a predicted model, not a curated record. The coding region runs from base 1 to 723 and encodes 240 amino acids. Lineage: Eukaryota; Fungi; Ascomycota; Pichiomycetes; Serinales; Debaryomycetaceae. The transcript has a single exon.
AUGUCUUCCACUCAUUCUUCUCCAACUAAAAGAUCCAUCUUAUCUCCAAAACCUUCCAACAUUUCAAAUUCCUCACCUUUUGGCAAAAGAUACACAAGGUUAACCCCUUCUCCUACUAAACAUUCAUAUAAAUCAACUACACCUUCUCCAAAGAAAUCUACUUUAGGCUUUACUAUUUGGGAAGACAAGGUUGAUAAAUCCAACUCAACUACUUCUGUUGUUGGUCAAACCACAUCCAACAAAUUAAACCACAAUGACCAAGAAAAUAUCUUACAACCAAAGAAAGAAGAAAUUGUUAGACACAAUGGACGUAAGGUGUUGGGUAAUUUAAGUAUAAAUGAAUACAAAGGUUACAUAACAGUUGCUGGCACCAGAUCACAAUUGACUGAAUUAUACCAGCCAAUAAAUUUUGACAACGAGUUCAAAUCAUUGCACAAACAACUGAAUCUUCCAAGUUACUUAACACCAAGCAGAAGAAACAGAGAUGAAUAUUUAGUAAAAUCUGGAAUUGACGAAAUUGAAGAAGAAUGUGUUUCUGAAGACGAAGAAGACGCCAAUGAUGACGACGAAGUCGAAGUAUUGUUGAUGAAAAAGAAACAACAGCGUCUGUCAACAAAUCAAACACACAUGAUUAGAAAACACACCAGAUCCAUGUCACUUGGCAAGAAUGAAGCCAAAUUAAAUUUAAUUAGAAAGAAUAAAUUUUCCAUCUUGUCUAAUUAA